Messenger RNA from Stegastes partitus (bicolor damselfish), 1173 nucleotides. RefSeq lists its product as uncharacterized. Bases 17 to 1066 code for a protein of 349 amino acids. NCBI's taxonomy places the organism in Eukaryota, Metazoa, Chordata, Actinopteri, Pomacentridae. Gene Ontology annotation, biological process: response to bacterium. The transcript is spliced from 5 exons. The record is from RefSeq and is a predicted model, not a curated record.
CUGCAGAGCUUCAGAGAUGAUUCCAUUUUGCAUUUUUCUCGCGCUUCUCUAUAAAAUCUGUUUGGUGCUGGCUGAUAGCGAGACCACAAAUGUAGUUCAGGAGAGCGGGGUCAGGACAGCUAAAGUUGGGGAGAACGUGACUUUGAGUUGCUUCUGUAAAAGUGAGGCUGUAACUUUCCUUUCUUGGUACCAGCAGAGACUGGGUGGAAACCCUCACAUUAUUUCAUCUCAGAUGAAGCGUAGCCCAGAUGCAGACAUCGACCCUGCAUAUAAAAACAGAUUUACAGUCUUUGCACAAAGUGAUAAAUGCACCAAUGAUCUCACAAUCACAGACCUUCGUCUGUCUGACUCAGCGACAUAUUACUGUGGGGUUUUAGUAUUCAACGCCAUUGAAUUUGGAGAAGGAAUUUUCCUUCAUGUUGAAACAUCUCCGCCCAACAACCUAUCUACUGCACAUCAGCCAGAACUGCAGCUGCUUCGAGUGGGAGACUCUGUGAAUUUGAGCUGCACAGCGUAUACUAAACCAUGUGCAGGAAAUCAGAACUUUUACUGGUUCAGACAUCAUGCGUCCCAACCUGCAAUCAUGUAUCCGAGCAAGGGCCAGUGUACAAGCCUCUCAAAUGAAAAGCCUCCCAGGAAAAGCUGCACCCUGACCCUUGCAAUAAAUUCUGUGAACGUCUCUGAUGCUGGAAUAUACUACUGUGCUCUCGCCUCUUGUGGGGAGAUCGUUGUCGGAAACGGAACAAGGGUUGAGAUUGUAGUCUCUGCAAAAGCGCCCCCUCUCCUGGUGUAUUGCUUGACUGUGGCACUGGCAGUGUCCAUCGUUGUGCUCGUUAGCUUGGCGGUCAUCACAUACAAGAUGAAGAAAAAGACGUGCUCUGUCUGCAAUGGAACUGUUUCCCAUCUGGCAGCCUCUUCAGCCUCUGACAUUGUGAGUCAAGAUGAAAACAGCCUCCACUACGCUGCUCUGAGUCUGAAGAGGAACAGUGAACGACAACGUGGAGGCGUGGAGGACAGCGAGGAGAGUGCUUGUGUAUAUUCCAGAGUGAAGAGUAGAAAAGUGUGAACCGUUAUGCCUAAAACAAAGAUGAAAGAAAUGAUUGAUUUGCAUGCCUGAAUGUACAAUGUAAAAUAAUGCUGAAGGAAAAUAAAAUGUGUCGUGUCUGCAGCGUU